Molecule: messenger RNA, 990 nt
Organism: Phaeodactylum tricornutum CCAP 1055/1
Lineage: Eukaryota; Bacillariophyta; Bacillariophyceae; Surirellales; Neidiaceae
Exons: 1
Coding region: 1-990 (329 amino acids)
Molecular function (GO): oxidoreductase activity
Source: RefSeq, a predicted model, not a curated record
AUGUCGCUAGGGAUUACUGUCAUCUCAUCGACGGAUGAGACUACUGCCAACUUGACGGCUCCAUGGUACGGAGCUUCCCCCACAAGUGUGCCGUACGAAAUGCAUAGACGAGGGUGGGAGGAAUGUUUGCGGUGCGGGGGUGCUGAGCGGCUAGGAGCUAUUGUUGACGUCGUCGACGAUCUAACCGAGCUGGACUCCGACGGAGCGAGCAAAAUUCUUGACGCUGUCAGAGCGCAUGGUAUGAUUGUUAUCAAAGGCCAGAAUCUAAGUCGUGCCGAGCAAGUGGAAUUCACAAGUAAGCUCGGGGAAGUUAUCGUGCUUCCCAGCUCUUUCGAAGGCAAAGAUCCGGAACCGUUUCAUCCCGCAAUUCAACGAAUUACAAACUUCUGGGCCGACGGUACCUGGAAAGGGCCAUCCGCUAAACUCGGUGCGUACUGGCAUCAGGAUGGACAAUUCUGGGUACCGCCUAAGCAUAACGUACUGAGUAUUCUGCAUGCUCAGGCCACCCCGCCAAAAGGGGGCGAAACGGGCUUUGCCGAUUUAAGGGGCGCGCGUGCGACUCUAUCCCAACCACUCCUGGAACGCGCUUCACGGGCAUCUAUCCAAGUAUCCGUACGCGAUAUUGCCGAUUUCGCCAAAGGCAGCGAAGAAGACCUGGCGCAAUUCCCUGACGCUUCACACGCCAUUCUGCAAUCUCACCUUCUCGACGGCGGGCCGCUCUUGUAUGUGGGGUCACCGCACAUGAAGGUCCAGGGAUUGGAAAGCGCCGAAGCUGGUAAGGCGUUGUUGGAAAUGCUCUUAGCUCACGCCACGUCUCCGGCCUUUACAUACUUUCACGCGUGGGACGUUGGUGACGUGAUUGUGUGGGACAACACACAAACUUUGCACCAUGCCAUGCCAUACAACAAUGAUGGAACCGUGAAGCGGGAGUUGUACCGCACGCAGUGUCGAUUAAAUCUGUCGGAAAACGCUGACAAGGAAGAAUUGUAG